Sphaeroforma arctica JP610 is the source of this 747-nucleotide messenger RNA. RefSeq lists its product as hypothetical. The transcript has 4 exons. Lineage: Eukaryota; Ichthyosporea; Ichthyophonida. The coding region runs from base 1 to 747 and encodes 248 amino acids. The record is from RefSeq and is a predicted model, not a curated record.
AUGCUCGUCAUAUCCUACGGAUCUGUUCUCCACCAGGUAUUUGAGCGCAUAGAGGUGAUGGAAACCGGGUUGCUCAGGACUGGCGUUGGGGUACGGGGUGGCCAUGGUGGACAAUUAGACAGGAACAAGGAUUACAAUCGAGUGACCCCUUCGCAAGAGAUACCGAGCGACCUAUUGGAGCUGUCCAUGCCCAGCACUCGCGUGGUGCGGAUCAUCCCAGACAUAUCAAAAAGCCAUUCCUCGAACUCCAUCCUAAACCAAAGUUCGGGUCAAGUUGGGGCUUCUUUCACUUCUGCUAAGCCGAAUACCGGUGUGAGCCAGGAUAAGCCUCGCGCAAACACCACUAACCCAGGCACAGCCAAUUCGAGUGGCAUUCGAAAUCUGCAAUUCGGAGCGUCUACCACUACAGCCGACAGCCGGCGUGUGCCCAUGAAUGAUACCAGCAACACCCGCAACAGUAGUAAUAGAAGUAGUAGUAAUAGUAAUAGUAAUAUUAAUAGUGCGGAUAAUUACAACCACAACAAUUUCGUAAAUAUGUAUAGCCCCAAACCUCAAGAAGCCAAGUCGAAACAGGCGGCACCCAACACGCCCUUGUUUAUCAGGAGUUUGGGCCGUUCUUUGAUCGGCGGGUGUUUCGAGACCUACGAACCCGAUUUUGCGCUGCAAGCCGUUCCAGAAAGAGACUUCCUGCCUAUGUUUUGCCGUGAUCUGUUGCUGACAGUAAAGGUGAUAGCUUAUGGCUUGUAG